Messenger RNA from Planococcus citri (citrus mealybug), 2062 nucleotides. RefSeq lists its product as uncharacterized. The transcript has 2 exons. Lineage: Eukaryota; Metazoa; Arthropoda; Insecta; Hemiptera; Pseudococcidae. Bases 833 to 1768 code for a protein of 311 amino acids. The record is from RefSeq and is a predicted model, not a curated record.
UAUUGAGUAUUUUACAUAAGAUACAGAUUCUCAGUGAAUAAGUAUUAUGGUGCUAGGGAAAUGUGCGAGAUCCUACGAAAGUGAAUAUUUCGGAGUGGAUUUUUUGAAAUUGAUUGAAAUAAGAACUGAAGAAAUUUUACUGAUUGUGAGCUCAAAAUUAUAAAUUAAAAAAUAAAAAUAAAAUUCAUAGGUAGCAUAUUUUAGGUAAUUGGCAGAUUUGGUUCGUAGUUCAUAAGAUCACUUGAAAAAAAAAAAAAAAAAAAAAAAAAAACUGCCCAGAACAAGUAAAUUUAUAAGUAUGACACACGUGAAUUUAUUGGAGGCAAAGUCCACAAAAUCACUCAAAUCCUGACAUCAAUACCCAUUGAUAAAAGUGGUUAAAAAGGUGACUCAUCGAGUUCUUUUAUCUACAUAAAUAAACAAGUUAGGUCGUUGGAUACCUCUACCUACUUACGAAGUCAAGUUUUCCAGGGUUGAAAGAAGAAAAUUAGACAAUAGACGAGCCCUAACCGACUCAAUGAUUGGGUACACUAUACCUGUUCUUGUUUUUGUUUGUCGUCGGGAUUGUUUACAACUUAUUUAUAGUUACAUAGAACAGCAUCAGUUUGCAAAUUAUAUCUUGGACUUGAUACUAUUAGUUGUGGAUGUUCGGUUAGUGCUCGUUAGCUUUUUUUUUUAUUGGAGUUAGUUUCUUGAAGUUUCUUGAAUAAUUUCUAAUGAGAGUGAGUUGAAGUUUAAUGGUGUUCGUCGAUAAUUUACCAAGUUGAUGAGUUGAAAAUUUCAAUAUUCAACAGUUCAUAUUCAUUCCGAUAGCGAACGAUUUCAUCUUGAUAUGGAUUCAAAAGAUACGCAACCAGCUAACCUAAAGAAUACUAAAGUAAACACCUCCAGUUCGAAUCUCAGCUCCCAGAAAGACUCACCAAACGCUGAAAAAAUCAACGAUAAUUCGAAAAAACAAUCAGGCCAAGUCGACGAAACCGAGUGUCAAAAUAACGUCCUGGAUCAACUAUUGGAAAAAAUGCGCACAGGCGAAGCUUUCAAUCGCAGAUCCCGAACAUCGCGAAAUUCAUCGUUCGAAUUACUCCGUCCAUCGCGAAGACCACCUCUAAACUCGCCCAAGGCGAUGCUCAAAUCCUACGUUACAACGACUCCACUAUCGCCGAAUUCAACACCUAGUAAAGGUCAAAGUACAACAACAUCGAGUUCGAAUCAACCUAGCGAACUUUUCCUCGAUACCAGAACACCUAAAACGGUAGCUGAAAUACUCGUCGAUACGAUCACCCCGAAACCGUACACACCUCCUAAUGAUACUCGUAGUCCGAUUUUGUUCAUCGAACAAUUCGAAGUAUGCGUUGAACUGCUAAACUUGAACGAUAAACAAAAAACAGCCCUAUUUGCUCGAAUGGCUUUCGUUGACGAGACUGUCAGUUACGAGAUCAUGAGAAAGAAGUCAAUUACGUACGAUCAAGCCAAAGAUUACUUUUUGAAGAUGACCUGGUCGAAUCGAAAACAAAAAGAGGUUAUCGAGCAGCUGAGGAAAUGCGAUCACGUCGACGGCGAUGUGGAGAAAUAUGUGAAGAUAUGGUUCGAUAGAAUCAAAGGCAUGGAAAGCGACCUGUUGCGUGAAGCUUUUGCUAUUCUGAAGUCACGUAUGUCUUAUCCGUAUUACGAGUUUGUUUUAGAAUUAGAAAAAACCAUGGAAUUGAGUCAGUUUCUCAUUCAAUGCAGUACGUUCGAGGAUCCGAUCCGAUCGAGUGUGCAAAAGUGAGAGCGAAUUGUAGUUUUAAAACCAUCCAUGAUGGGUAGGUAUGUUGGCAACAAGGAUAGAUAUAUUAUUUUUAUUACCUGCUAACGUUGAAAGUACCUGUGUGUAUGUUGAUGUUCUAAAAAAUUAAUUUGUUUUAAUGAUAAAUGUAUUUAUAAUCGAUAUAUUCGUUAGUCGUUAUUCCAUUUUGAAGAUUUAUUGCUUAAUAGUCGACAUACUUUUUCAAUUAAAAUACGAUUUUUCAGUUCCAUUUGUUUUUUAUGUAACUCAAGUACAAAUAAAAAAUUGUGUUGAAAC